ACCGACGACUUCCACGCUGAAGCAUUCGCGGCGGAGCAGAACAACCGACUGUUCGAGGCGCUCAGAGCGCACCAGUUGCGCACCGUGAACAUCGUACCAUCGCUACGCAGUGGUGAUUCGAAACGCGCCGUUUAGCCGACUCAUUUUCUGGUGCACUGUGGCCUGGGUCACAUUCCACGAGCGCGCGCCGAUCCCGAGGCCCCGUGCCAACCCUAUGCUGCAUGGCUUCCCACGCCUGUGGCCAGGACGAUGUUUGUCCUGCGCCCGCCAGGUGCUGAUGGCGAAGAACUGCCCAAGCUGUUCUCCUGCAAGCACGGGCCCAAUGCAUGCGCCUUUCGCUGUGCGGUGUGUUUGUGUUUUCGUGUAACUACAACUGACCUCGGAACAAUGUCCGUCAGGCCCCAGGCACCUAGUGCACGCGUUUCCAGCCUCCGUUGGUCACUGGUUGUCUUCGGGUGACGGCACUUGCGUCGACAACCCUGAGCGGGGGACAGAGCACUGAAACCCAGACGCAACGCGGUGCAGGACCCCGAUGUCGGUGCUCAAAUGCCAUUGAACUCCGCAAGCGGUUCCCGCAGAAAAACUGCAGGAUCGGUUCCUCGAGCCGAGGGCGCAAAGCUCAGCGCUAUGCCGCAAUGAAGGCGCCUCGUAGAGCCACACUUGCAGUUAGAGUGCCGACUCCAAAGUGUUUAUUGCAGGGGAUGAGACGCACACAAGACUAAGUGUGAGCUGCCAAUAGGUGGUUCGCCGACGAGUCGCAGAUGCCAGAAUAUCUGUUGGCAGCCGGGUUGACUAGGGACACACUUGCGGUGCUCGAAGUUGAGCUGUAGAUACGAUACAGUGCCUGUGACGUGCUCCGGGGACAUCCGAGCUGUGCCGUGAGCCGAGGUUCUCCGAUGUGAAGCAGCCAUGUAAUGUGAAUUUUGAAAAGUGCCAUAUGAUAGUCUGUAUAUCAUCUAUAAUAAUUGUUCUAUAAAUAUAUCUAACAUGCAAACGGCUUAUAAAGCGGUCUUUCUUGCGCCUGGUCACAGGAGUACACCUCGGAGAUGCGCAAUCUCUCAGGCUCAACCGGGCUCUGCAAGGAAAGAAAUGACAUAUGAAAAGAGCUUAGUAGAUGCUAAAUAUUUAGAAAAAAUAUCGUUACAAUGAUUGGGCAGCAAUAAAAGAAGUGGAGACCGCCGAUAUGCCGAUAUGCCGCCUCCUGAGGAAGAACAAACAAAUGAGAAGGAACGCUCCGAUCUAGAGAUGAUUAAACAACUUCAAAUAAUACAAAGUCGAUUACUUUGUCAGACCCAUUACGUUAGCAUGACCGACAUUGAUGCAAGUGCUCAACAGCAACAACAUCUCCAAAACGUGCAGAGGUUGCAACACGAAAACUGCCUUCAGGAGUUACACAAUCAACUGAACAGCCAGUUCGGGGCAGCUCGAUUUGCGGCCCCAAAUCCUCACCAGGCAGUUUCAAUUACUUCCGGAAACUUGGUUCCAUUUCUUCCGGCCUUCCUACAGCCCCCGAUGCCUGCUCAACAACUUUUGCAGUUGAUUCCCGGCCAUGCGGGUCCCCAAACUGUCGCCCACCACGGUCACCCGCAAACUGACUCAUCCAGCGCACACAAAAUGGCUCUAGCUCCUAUGUGGUCCACUGCGGCGGUGGCGGCUGCGCACAUUCAGGCCGCUCUGGCGGCUGCAGCGGUAGCGGCUGCAAGUAAUAGUAAUUUUUCCAGCAACAACAACGUGCUGGCUUCAUCGACUAGUGUUAAUGAGCCAUCGAGCACAGACUCCUCCGCAUCUGUACCAUUAAUGGAGAUCGGAGAAAUGAGAAGAGGCGGAAUUGGAGGAGCCAGCUUGUCAAGGCCAGAGUCCCCGGGUUACGAAAAUCCACCUUACUCAAUCCUCUCUUAUAGCCACAACACACCUCCGGAAUCGCCGCAUGGUCGAACAGCUGAAUGUUCCAAGAACUUUGCACCUUCGCCGGCGGACAAUCACAGCAUGGCAAGCCUAUCCGAAGCCCAAGACUCGGAAAUGGAUGCACCAUUGAAUCUCAGCAAGCCAAAGGGAUCGCCCAGUUCUUCGCCAAACAGCUCUUCUCAAAAGGACCACAGUGAAAGCCUUGCUCCUGUGGUGUCCAGUCCACCCCUAAGCUGGCAUCAAGGGCAAAAACAUUAUGCCGAGAUAGAAUCGCCUCUUUUAAAGAGUCAUGGAAGAUUAUGGAACUCAACAGUCGUCGGUUCUGGGGGAUCACGUGCAACGCGCAUGAGUCGCGACUCGUUAAACAGCUGUGGCACAAAUUCAGAACGAUCUGCUGCCCUGGAACGUGAAGGCAACAACGCAAGUCAACUUGGCCCUGUACCUCGGUCGCCGUCAUCUCACCCACUGAGGCAAGGCAAUGGUCAUGGGCAUGGACACGGCCAUAGCCACGGGCACGGACACAGCAAGCCCCAUAUUAAAAGACCCAUGAAUGCAUUCAUGGUGUGGGCAAAGGAUGAGCGAAGAAAGAUAUUGAAGGCAUGCCCAGAUAUGCACAACUCGAAUAUAUCAAAAAUUCUGGGUGCUCGCUGGAAGGCAAUGUCUAAUGCCGACAAACAGCCAUAUUACGAAGAACAGUCAAGGCUUUCGAAGCUUCACAUGGAGCAGCAUCCCGAUUACCGCUACAGACCACGGCCGAAGCGCACCUGUAUUGUGGAUGGCAAAAAGAUGCGUAUUUCCGAGUAUAAAGUCCUGAUGCGUAAUCGGCGGGCUGAGAUGAGACAGCUAUGGUGCCGGACAAGCGGAGUCAGUGGUAGCUCGGGAAGUGCCUGCGCCGAUGCCUGUCCAAAGGGACACCCCGGCGGAUCAAAUGCCCAGGCAGCAGUCGCAGCCGCUGCAGCUGUGUACCACUUGCAGGAUAUGGCAUCUGCAGCAGCGUCCACCGUUCAUGGCAAUGACUGUGGGCACACACCCCCCCAACAGUUCUUCUAUCCUCCAGAAAGCUUGUCACCGUCUGGUUUUUCAUCCGACGAAGGAGAAUUGCCGUCUCAGCGUGAGCUGGACGACUAAGAUGGCGAUUACCAACAGCCAAAACCGGGAUAGUGACAAUUCUGACAAGACGUACAAGUUGACCUUAUAGAAAGGGAGGCAAAUAUCAAGUAUAAUCAGCUUUGUAAAUACAAAACGGAUAGGAUAGUCACUGUUUGAUUUAGCUAUAUAAGUUUCAGUUCAAGUGCCAUUACACUCGUAUAAAUAUAGAUAAUUUGUGAAACCAUAGUUAACAAGACAUUCGGUCUUGGGAACCUUGCAAUUUUUGUGCCAUUUACGCACCAAUGCUGUAGAAAUAAAAACUUAAUCCAGUUAAGACGUACUCAAAUAGAUAGUUAGUAUCGUUUAAUAUUUGUAAAAUAUAUACACUUAAUUAAAUUCAUAUGUAAAUGUCAAAUUUGUAUGCGUCCAAAUACUCGAACGUAGUGUAAUAGAAGCCACUAAAAUACAUAAGAACACAUAGUAAUUCACUUAAUCGUAUAUUUUCAUAAUUGCUUUCGAGUUAAUUAUUUAAAUGACUUGGUGUAUAUUAAGUAAACACAUCGCUAUGUUGUUAUUAUAACUUAAUAGUAUUCCUAUUCCGGCAGUAGGCCGUUCUUUCAUAUUGCUGGUGUUUAAUAUGCUGGUGAUCUUGAAUAAAUAUUUUCAAAAUAACAUUUACAAAAUUUAUCGUCAAACUGUACAAUCAGUCAAAACAUUACUCCCCACUAACCUAAUUAACUUUUAAACUGUACAAUCGAAUCAAAAUGCGAGUGCUCUGAAAUAUAAAUUUAAAUCUAAUUGGAAGCGAUUGUAUUCUAGCAGAAUGUAAUGUUGAGGGGAAAAUAUGUACAUUAGGCCGGUCCAAAAAAUUAAAUCAUGUUCUCAGCCCUUCAUUUGUAUUUAAAAACAAAAAUGUUGUUGAAUGAAACGUCCUCAAAGUUGUAUUUAAAAUUACUACUAUUAGGCAAUUACCCCCAACUCUAAUUCAAGUUUCUCAGGCAAUGUUAAUAAAAAGUAGACGAAAAUUACCGAAAUAUAUUCGGUGGUAAAAAUUCAACUAAAACCAUGUCAAAACCACCUAUUUGAAAGUUAUAAAUUUGAUCAACGGCAAUAGUGCGAAUAAGCUCUAAACUUUUUUAACAACAAAUGUGGACCGCCCUAGUGUACAUUAGUAUGAAUGUCAAAAAACACGAAUACGAAUUAAUAAAGCUUACGGGCUGGAAUGAGUAAUAAGGCUUAGCACAUAUAACAAGUAUUCAAUUGUAAUACAAUAUGUGUAACAAUUGUAAACUUUGUAAGUUUGCCAGAAUUAAAUGUAAAAAAAAAUGCAAGCUUUCUAUUUUUGGUUUUUUUUCUCUGUAACGAAAAAGGAGUUGCCCAAAAUAAAAUUCACAUAUACAACCGGG
Molecule: messenger RNA, 4400 nt
Organism: Drosophila biarmipes
Lineage: Eukaryota; Metazoa; Arthropoda; Insecta; Diptera; Drosophilidae
Gene: Sox102F
Product: transcription factor Sox-5
Exons: 5
Coding region: 1192-3033 (613 amino acids)
Biological process (GO): regulation of transcription by RNA polymerase II; cell fate commitment
Cellular component (GO): nucleus
Molecular function (GO): RNA polymerase II cis-regulatory region sequence-specific DNA binding; DNA-binding transcription factor activity, RNA polymerase II-specific
Source: RefSeq, a predicted model, not a curated record